CUCCGCAGUCCUUCUCCCUCGUCCCGGAGGCGAACCAUGGGACGCGCGAAGCCUAUUGCCAGCCAAGAGCUUUGGGGGCGGUGCAGGAUCGAACACCUCCUGCGGUGAGCUCCACGAUAUGAGAAGUCUGGAACCGCCGCCGCCACAACUCGGGCGCGCCGCGGCGCCGGAGACCCCGUUGGUCGCAGAGCCUCCCCUUUGCCCUCCGCACCGCCCGUGUCCUCAGCUCGUCGCAAAGCGCGGGCGCCUGCUGCCCCUCGCCGACAGCGAUCUCCCGGAGUGGCUGGGGCGGGCCUGGUCAGGCGCCUCCCCUCGCGGGCGCGCGGGCCCAGCCGGCGCGCUGCCGCACUGGCCCGGGCCCGUGCGCCACGCGGCCCUCCUGCGGCCAUCGACGUCAAGCGGCCCGCGGAGCGCGAGCCCCAGCAGGGCGGGGGGCCGCUCGUCCUCCCCCGCGGCCGCGCGGGCUCGAUGGAGUCCCGUGCCGGCUCUGGCAGGCGGCGGGGACACAUCGAAGAUUGGUCGGAGGUCGACUCGGCGUCGCUCAGCUGGCCGCUCGGCGGGUCGCCCAUCGCCUCCCUGCGGGCCGGCUCCGCGCUGGGCACCACGGGCAGCGCGAGCGCCUCGACCACGCGCCGCCCCGGCGCUCCGCUGCCCGCGCGAGGCUGGAAGCUCCCCCCGACGAGCUGCUCCCCCUCGGGAUGGCCGUUGGGAGUCGAAGCAGCGGGCGGCCCGGAGGGACGCAGCCAAACAGGCCUGCGGAUCCUGCCGGGGCCGAAGGCGCCAGGGCCGGGCAGGGCCUCCCCGUGGCCGCCGGGCGGCCGGCGCGGGGCCGAGUGGCGGCGCCACCUGCCCGCGCCGGGGAGCCUGUGGGCGCCCCUGGGAGUCGACGGUGGUCUCGGUGCGGGCGCCGCGCCGGAUGCCUCCGCCCACGCCAGCGCCGGCCGCGGUCGCCGGGACUGCUCGCCGGCGGCCGGGCGCCGGGCGCCCGAGAGGCUCAUCCUCCCUCUCGAGGCCUCGAGGAUCGGCGGAAGUGAAGAUGUGUAGCGCAGGGUGCUUACUCACCCCCCCGCUUGAGCCAGAACU
This is a messenger RNA of Prorocentrum cordatum, 1083 nucleotides long. The record is from the annotation of a GenBank genome assembly. NCBI's taxonomy places the organism in Eukaryota, Dinophyceae, Prorocentrales, Prorocentraceae.